AUGGCGCCGACGCGGCUCUACGUUGGCAACCUGCCCAAAGAGCGUCCGGUUGAAAGAAAUGAGCUGGAGGAGAAGUUUGAGAAGUUCGGCAGGGUGGUAGACAUUUGGGUAGCAAGGCAGCCCCCAGGGUUCGCCUUUGUCACCAUGGACGACGAGAACGAAGCUAAUGAAGCCGUGAAGGAACUCGAUGGCUCCAAGGUCGCUGGUGAGCGCAUUCGCGUGGAGGUGUCGAAGGGAGGCGAACCACGACGGGGCCCGCCCCCGCGGCGCGGCGGCUCCAGGAGCAGGUUCUCGCUAAGUGGUGGGAUGAAGAAGGAGCUGGAUGCGAUCGCAGCAGACUUCACAGAGUUGGUCCAAAUGCACCGCUCGAGGAAAGCUUUGAAUGAGAUUGCAUACGGGUCAGGACCUCGCUAUUCGGGCAAUGCGCCGCAGAAGAACAUGAUGGGAGCCCCGGCCAAAGUGCCUGGCAUCGAUUUUGCUGUCCCAUCAGAACUGGAUCCGUCAAACGGCAAUCUCAUGCACCUGGUGAAGCCUCGCAGCAGCGAAGUUGCGAUGCUGAUGGCCGAGCAUGCCCGGUGGGCCCAAAGAGAGACCCUCAAGGCUCUUUACCUGGCUGCAGGCGACACCUAUCAGGCCUUUGAGGCAGCUCGGCGUGCAAACGCAGCCGCCAUGGAGGCCUUACGCCAGCCCAGUGCGAGCUUCCCUACCUAUGCGGAGCGGCCUUUGCCUGGCGAGCCCUGGUUGUCGGCGGCCCGCUGGCCGACCGAUCCGCCAGAUCCACUGCGCACCAUGCCUCGGGGCAGCCCGGCUCCAGGUGUUCAUCUCGAGAGGCUUGCGGAGUGGUUCCGGCUACACCCCAGACCUCCGGCACCCCAGCCGGUAGAAGAAAUCCAUCUCAAGCCGCCGCCGGUGCACGGGGAAACGCCACCACAUGGCAUGCCCCCUCUGGCGCAGCUAGGGCAAGGGAGCAACGCAGAUGCGAAGGGCGGUGCGGCCGCAGCACCGGGACCUGGGCCAGAGGCGCAGGAGCGCACCUGGGCGCCCUACAGGGCUCCAGCCCCUGUUCCCUUUCUGUCGGGCAAGGAUCCUUACAUCAGCAAGCCUGCGCCGCCUCCAAAUCGAGACGACGAUCCUGAUCCGACUCCGGAUCGGGCGACGCCACCGUCUCCUGGUCAGAAACCUCCAAAAGGUGGAACUCCUCCAAAGCUGACCCCCCCAGACAAUGUGGCGAUGAGUGCCAUGGAUGGAUGUACCGCGAUCUGUGCCGUGCUGCUUCCGAAAGUACACCGACCCUGGAGGGUGUGGCGGGGUCCCCGAGCGCGAUCGGAUGAGUUCCUCUGUGGUCCACAUCUGAGCGCAGGAAGUUACAUCUAG
This is a messenger RNA of Symbiodinium natans, 1374 nucleotides long. NCBI's taxonomy places the organism in Eukaryota, Dinophyceae, Suessiales, Symbiodiniaceae. The record is from the annotation of a GenBank genome assembly.